AGAAAAAAUGUGGUGAUUCCAAGAUGGCGGACAAAAUGUAAAGGUCUCCGAAAUUCUGGUGUUUUUCGUGCAACUCUGAGUGUAAUAGUUAGCAAGAAGCGCGCUCUAGGCGAGUUGACAGCAAAUUCAUGACGGACUACGAAGAGGAGCAGCGACAUGAGAUCGAGGCCAUUGAAUCCAUCUAUCCUGAAGAGUUUACUAUAAUUUCAGAGUCUGCUCCUCACAGUUUUCAAAUUCAUCUCGAGUCAUCAUGUGAGGACAAAGAAGAUAACACUAUUAUAACAGUUAGUGUACAGCUCCAGUUCACAUUUGUGGAGAAGUACCCAGAUGAAGCGCCUGUGGUGGAGGUGACAUCCUCAGAGGGACUUGAAGAUGAUGAUAUUAACCAGUUGACAGAGCUCCUAGUACAGCAGUCUGAGGAGAAUUUAGGAAUGGUCAUGGUAUUCACAUUGGUGUCCUGUGCUCAAGAAAAGCUUGAGGAAAUCGCCGAAGGCAUAAAGAAACACAGACAGGAAGAAAGGAUUCGCAAACAAAAGGAGGUAGAGGAAGCAGAAAAGAGGAAGUUUACUGGGACACCAGUUUCAAAGGAAUCCUUUGCAGCAUGGAAAAUGAAGUUUGAUUUAGAAAUGGCCGAGAAGAACAAGGGUAAAACUGUGGUUGUGACAAAAUCAAAAAUUACAGGUCGCAAACUGUUUGAAAUGGACGCAUCUCUUGUAAACUCUGAUUCUGCUUUUCUGGAAGGUGAACCAGCAGAUGUGGAAGUUGACGAAUCACUUUUCCAGGAAAUGGAAGAUCUGGAAUUAGAUGAAGAAUUGAGUUAACCAGUACAUGUAUUUACUUUUUAUAAUAUGAUCUCAAGCAUUAUGAACAUAUCUAAGCUGA
Molecule: messenger RNA, 882 nt
Organism: Nematostella vectensis (starlet sea anemone)
Lineage: Eukaryota; Metazoa; Cnidaria; Anthozoa; Actiniaria; Edwardsiidae
Product: RWD domain-containing protein 1
Exons: 6
Coding region: 129-821 (230 amino acids)
Biological process (GO): cytoplasmic translation
Molecular function (GO): protein binding
Source: RefSeq, a predicted model, not a curated record